AAAAAGAUGAAGAUAAUAUUCUAGAAAAACUUGGGGUUCCUUUUUAAUCUAGUUUGACUCCAAAAACAAAAUCAUCAGAUACAUGAUGACGUGGCUACACAAGAUUGGCAAAAAGCCUAUCUUCACCAAAAUUUGACAGGAACCUAGAUAACGAAAUUUUGAAGGUUACUGUUUUUUCUCUUUGGGGUCAAAAUUUUAACAAAAAGGAGGGGAAAUUUGUGUCUGAAAAAUGUGGUGUGCUUGCUAUCAUCAGCCAUUACCUGCCAGUUCCGUCGUGUUGAAUCAGCAGGCGAAGCAAGAAGAGAGUCUGAGAAGAAAACAAGUGUUCUUCUUCUUAUCCUCAUCAUCUCCUUCAAGCUUAAGCACCAAACAUCAAUGGCAAAUCAGUAAUUAUCCUAAAAAUGGGUUCAGACUAAAACCAAAAGCGAGUGUGUUGCCUCCUUCUGAGUCUGGUGAUAUCACUACAUUCCUCUUUGUUAGUGGAGCAAUGAUCUCCAUGUAUUUGGUAACCAAUUUUCUGGUUCCAUCGUUGCUUUUCAAGUCUCUCCAAGGUGAAGAAGAGGAAGAAGAGGAAGACUCCGAUUAAACUAUGAACUAUUAAACGAGUUCUUAUUAAAUCAUGGGUUAAUAUCCGUAUACUAAAGUUUUACGAUCAAAAUUCAUUCCACACGAAUUUCUUUCUCUUGCUUUUACUACAGAAACCAACAUAAUCGAACUAAGAAGAAAAAGCAUAUAGCAUCUUUUGUUUCUGAAUAUUUUCUCAAAUUAAAUUAAAAUAUCAAGUGCAAAUAAUAUGAAAAAAGCAACAUAAAUAUUGAAAUGAAAAUAAUAAUAAUAAUAAGAACUUUUUGCCUACUACUACAUACAUAGUAGCAAACUCAUCCUUGUUAUUUAGGCUUCUUAAGGACACAAACACCACCCUUGCAUGAACCUUUCUUUGAAGAUGGCUUCAUGAAACAACUGAAAAGCUUCUUGAAGAAACCCAUCUCUCUUGAAAUUUGAAGACAAUAUUAAGGCUAAUGGACUUUCUAAGGAUCUUUGCGUUACAUGCACCUCUAUUUGACUAGAUCCUAUACCC
This is a messenger RNA of Arabidopsis thaliana (thale cress), 1078 nucleotides long. RefSeq lists its product as uncharacterized. The record is from RefSeq and is marked reviewed. The transcript is spliced from 2 exons. NCBI's taxonomy places the organism in Eukaryota, Viridiplantae, Streptophyta, Magnoliopsida, Brassicales, Brassicaceae. Bases 230 to 586 code for a protein of 118 amino acids.